Cercocebus atys (sooty mangabey) is the source of this 3465-nucleotide messenger RNA. It is a transcript of the gene GTF2IRD1, whose product is annotated as GTF2I repeat domain containing 1. The record is from RefSeq and is a predicted model, not a curated record. NCBI's taxonomy places the organism in Eukaryota, Metazoa, Chordata, Mammalia, Primates, Cercopithecidae. Bases 222 to 3308 code for a protein of 1028 amino acids. Gene Ontology annotation, cellular component: nucleus. Gene Ontology annotation, molecular function: DNA-binding transcription factor activity. Gene Ontology annotation, biological process: transcription by RNA polymerase II. The transcript is spliced from 26 exons.
GCCGCCGAGCGCCAGCCCCCCGGCCGGCCGAUCCCCCCCGCGCCCCCUCCCCGCGCCUCCCUCCCCGCCCUCGCCGCGCCGCCGUCCUCGCCUCCCUCUGCCUCUCCUUCCCCCAUUCUCCCGGAUUAAUUAAGGAGGCAGCGGCAGGAGGCUGAGUCCUGGCCGCGGGCCGGGGCUGGGGCGCCGCUGGCAGGAGCGCUUGGGGAUCCUCCAAGGCGACCAUGGCCUUGCUGGGCAAGCGCUGUGACGUCCCCGCCAACGGCUGUGGACCUGACCGCUGGAACUCUGCCUUCACCCGCAAAGACGAGAUCAUCACCAGCCUCGUGUCUGCCUUAGACUCCAUGUGCUCAGCGCUGUCCAAACUGAACGCCGAGGUGGCCUGUGUUGCCGUGCACGAUGAGAGCGCCUUCGUGGUGGGCACGGAGAAGGGGAGAAUGUUCCUGAAUGCCCGGAAGGAGCUACAGUCAGAUUUCCUCAGGUUCUGCCGAGGGCCCCCGUGGAAGGAUCCGGAGGCAGAGCACCCCAAGAAGGUGCAGCGGGGUGAGGGCAGCGGCCGGAGCCUCCCUCGGUCUUCCCUGGAACACGGCUCAGAUGUGUACCUUCUGCGGAAGAUGGUAGAGGAGGUGUUUGAUGUUCUUUAUAGCGAGGCCCUGGGAAGGGCCAGCGUGGUGCCGCUGCCCUACGAGAGGCUGCUCAGGGAGCCAGGGCUGCUGGCUGUGCAGGGGCUGCCGGAGGGCCUGGCCUUCCGGAGGCCAGCUGAGUAUGACCCCAAGGCCCUCAUGGCCAUCCUGGAACAUAGCCACCGCAUCCGCUUCAAGCUCAAGAGGCCACUUGAGGAUGGCGGGCGGGACUCGAAGGCCCUGGUGGAGCUGAAUGGUGUCUCCCUGAUACCCAAGGGGUCACGGGACUGUGGCCUGCAUGGCCAGGCCCCCAAGGUGCCACCCCAGGACCUGCCCCCCACCGCCACCUCCUCCUCCAUGGCCAGCUUCCUGUACAGCACGGCGCUCCCCAACCACGCCAUCCGAGAGCUCAAGCAGGAAGCACCUUCCUGCCCCCUUGCCCCCAGCGACCUGGGCCUGAGCCGGCCCAUGCCAGAGCCCAAGGCCACUGGUGCCCAAGACUUCUCCGACUGUUGUGGACAGAAGCCCACCGGGCCUGGUGGGCCUCUCAUCCAGAACGUCCAUGCCUCCAAGCGCAUUCUCUUCUCCAUCGUCCAUGACAAGUCAGAGAAGUGGGACGCCUUCAUAAAGGAAACCGAGGACAUCAACACGCUCCGGGAGUGUGUGCAGAUCCUGUUUAACAGCAGAUAUGCGGAAGCCCUGGGCCUGGACCACAUGGUCCCCGUGCCCUACCGGAAGAUUGCCUGCGACCCGGAGGCUGUGGAGAUUGUGGGCAUCCCGGACAAGAUCCCCUUCAAGCGCCCCUGCACUUACGGAGUCCCCAAGCUGAAGCGGAUCCUGGAGGAGCGUCAUAGCAUCCACUUCAUCAUUAAGAGAAUGUUUGAUGAGCGAAUUUUCACAGGGAACAAGUUUACCAAAGACACCACGAAGCUGGAGCCAGCCAGCCCGCCAGAGGACACCUCUGCAGAGGUCUCUAGGGCCACCGUCCUUGACCUUGCUGGAAAUGCUCGGUCAGACAAGGGCAGCAUGUCUGAAGACUGCGGGCCAGGAACCUCCGGGGAGCUGGGCGGGCUGAGGCCUAUCAAAAUUGAGCCAGAGGAUCUGGACAUCAUUCAGGUCACCAUCCCAGACCCCUCGCCAACCUCUGAGGAAAUGACAGACUCAAUGCCUGGGCACCUGCCAUCAGAGGAUUCUGGUUAUGGGAUGGAGAUGCUGACAGACAAAGGCCUGAGCGAGGACCCACGGCCUGAGGAGAGGCCCGUAGAGGACAGCCACGGUGAUGUGAUCCGGCCCCUGCGGAAGCAGGUGGAGCUGCUCUUCAACACACGAUAUGGUGAGCAAGAAGUGGGACAGGGUUGGGGGCAUCCCGGCCCGCCUCCAGCUGCCCUGUUUGCAGAAGGGCUUUGGACCUAUCCCCUUGCCUCUUCCCAUCCCAGCUGCUCUCUGGGCAGGGACAAGGGAGGGAGGGAAGAGAGGAGCCGCCUGCUCCAAUCCCAGGCAGCGACAAUUGUCCAGUGUCCGGGGAGCAGGAGUGAGAUAUCAGAUGGACCCGUUCAGGACUGGGCGGGUCUCACUCCUGGCUGGAUCCUUCAAGCCCAGCGCAGCCCCCUAGAUUCCACAUGUGGAGCGGCAGGGACUCCAGGCCUGAACUGUGCAGAGCCAGGAAGGUCCACUGCAGGGAUGUGCAGACCGAGGCCCAGAGGGGAGGGCUGGGCAGUCCCAGAGACGCUUGGAGGGACAUCUGUGAUAGCCCCGCUUGUGUUUUCCAGGCCCGAGCUGCUCACUGAGGGAGUCCAAGAGCCCAUCGUGGAGAGUCAAGAGAGGGAUUCCGGGGACCCUCUGGUGGACGAGAACCUGAAGAGACAGGGCUUUCAAGAAAAUUACGACGCGAGGCUGUCACGGAUCGACAUCGCCAACACGCUAAGGGAGCAGGUCCAGGACCUUUUCAAUAAGAAAUACGGGGAAGCCUUGGGUAUCAAGUACCCGGUCCAGGUCCCCUACAAGCGGAUCAAGAGUAACCCUGGCUCCGUGAUCAUUGAGGGGCUGCCCCCGGGAAUCCCGUUCCGAAAGCCCUGCACCUUCGGCUCCCAGAACCUGGAGAGGAUUCUUGCCGUGGCCGACAAGAUCAAGUUCACAGUCACCAGGCCUUUCCAAGGACUCAUCCCAAAGCCUGAUGAAGAUGAUGCCAACAGACUCGGGGAAAAGGUGAUCCUGCGGGAGCAGGUGAAGGAACUCUUCAACGAGAAAUACGGUGAGGCCCUGGGCCUGAACCGGCCGGUGCUGGUCCCUUAUAAACUAAUCCGGGACAGCCCAGACGCGGUGGAGGUCACGGGCCUGCCUGAUGACAUCCCCUUCCGGAACCCCAACACCUAUGACAUCCACCGGCUGGAGAAGAUCCUGAAGGCCCGAGAGCACGUCCGCAUGGUGAUCAUUAACCAGCUCCAACCCUUUGCAGAAAUCUGCAAUGAUGCCAAGGUGCCAGCCAAAGACAGCAGCAUUCCCAAGCGCAAGAGAAAGCGGGUCUCGGAAGGAAAUUCCGUCUCCUCUUCCUCCUCGUCUUCCUCUUCCUCGUCCUCUAACCCGGAUUCAGUGGCAUCGGCCAAUCAGAUCUCACUCGUGCAAUGGCCAAUGUACAUGGUGGACUAUGCCGGCCUGAACGUGCAGCUCCCGGGACCUCUUAAUUACUAGACCUCAGUACUGAAUCAGGACCUCACUCAGAAAGACUAAAGGAAAUGUAAUUUAUGUACAAAGUGUAUAUUCGGAUAUGUAUCGAUGCCUUUUAGUUUUUCCAAUGAUUUUUACACUAUAUUCCUGCCACCAAGGCCUUUUUAAAUAAGUAAAAAAA